GACGAUUCCUGCCAGGAAAAAAGCUGGACCGGUGCAUUUUUUUAUCAUUAUUAUUAUGAUUUAUUUUGAUUUUUGAUUUUUGGGGGUGGCGGUGGUGUAUUGCCUAGCUGCCUGCUGAGAUGAGCUUCGGUGCCUGGCUGUAGUUGCCCACUUUGGGAUCGCUGGACACAUAAGUGGCAUUUCGGUGGGGGGAAGCCUGCAGACAUGUGAGAAUGGCUGGACCAUUGCAGUGGCGCACUGAUUUUUGUGGAUGGUGAACACAAAAAGGGGAUUGAGAAGAGACCACCCAAGUUAUUCUGACACAUGACUUGAGUGCUUUCUAUUCUUAGACAAAUGAGGAUCUGAAAUAUGUAAACUGAGAAUCACACAUGUUCAAGUCUAAACAGUAUCCUACAAGAAGUAUUUGAUGUAUUAUUCCUAGAUAUAUCUGAGAAGGUUAUUCCGAUCUGACCACCACACAGACGUCAUUAUUUUAAUGUUGAAUAUUCAGACAAGGGUGCCAUGGAUGUAAAAGAAAGGAAACCGUAUCGAUCUCUGACUCGGCGCCGUGACACUGAGCGUCGCUAUACCAGCUCUUCAGCCGAGAGUGAGGACAGCAAGGUACCCCAGAAGUCCUACAGCUCUAGCGAGACCCUGAAGGCUUAUGAUCAAGACUCCAGGUUGACCUACAGCAAUCGGGUCAAAGACAUGGUGCACCAGGAGGCAGACGAAUUCUGCCGAACAGGAGCCAACUUCUCUUUGAGAGAGCUGGGUCUUGAAGACGUGACACCCACUCAUGGGACUUUGUACCGGACUGAUAUCGGGCUGCCUCACUGCGGCUACUCCAUCAGCGCUGGCUCGGAUGCCGACACGGAGGCAGACGUGGUCAUGUCACCUGAGCACCCCGUGAGGCUCUGGGGACGCAACACCAAGUCUGGACGCAGCUCCUGCUUGUCAAGCCGGGCCAACUCCAACCUCACCCUCACCGACACAGAGCAUGAGAACACAGAAACCGAUCAUCCUCCAAAUCUUCAAAAUCAUUCGAGACUUAGAACUCCACCACCUCCAAUAUCACAUGCUCACACUCCAAAUCAACAUCACGCGGCCUCUAUCAAUUCCCUAAACAGAGGGAACUUCACUCCAUGCAGCAACCCCAGCCCAGCUCCUACAGACCACUCUCUUUCUGGGGAACAACCAGCCAGCACCCAAGAGCCAGCCCAUGCUCAGGACAACUGGUUACUUAACAGUAACAUCCCGCUGGAGACUAGAAACAUAGCAAAGCAGACAUUCCUAGAGACAUUGCAGGACAACCUCAUUGAGAUGGACAUUCUCACCUCCUCUCGACAUGACGGUGCUUACAAUGAUGGGCACUUCCUGUUCAAACCUGGAGGCACUUCUCCCCUUUUUUGUACAACGUCGCCGGGAUAUCCCUUGACGUCCAGCACUGUGUACUCACCUCCCCCUAGGCCCCUUCCCAGAAGUACCUUCUCUAGGCCUGCCUUUAACCUGAAGAAACCCUAUAAGUACUGUAACUGGAAAUGCGCUGCUCUGAGUGCCAUCGUCAUCUCAGUCACGCUGGUGAUCCUGCUGGCGUAUUUCAUAGCCAUGCACCUGUUUGGCCUAAACUGGCACCUGCAGCCGAUGGAAGGGCAGAUGUAUGAAAUCACGGAAGACACAGCCAGCAGUUGGCCAGUGCCAACGGACGUCUCCUUAUAUCCUUCUUCAGGGGGCACAGGGUUAGAGUUACCUGACAGGAAAGGCAAAGGAACCAGUGAAGGAAAGCCCAGUAGUUUCUUUCCAGACGACACUUUUAUAGACUCUGGAGAAAUUGAUGUUGGCAGACGAGCCACGCAGAAGAUCCCUCCUGGUAUCUUUUGGAGAUCUCAGGUGUUCAUCGACCACCCAGUGCAUCUGAAAUUCAAUGUGUCUUUAGGAAAGGCAGCUCUGGUUGGCAUCUAUGGCAGAAAAGGCCUCCCACCAUCACAUACACAGUUUGACUUUGUCGAGCUCCUUGAUGGAAGACGUCUACUGACACAGGAGGCGAAAAGCUUAGAAGGACCUCAGCGGCAACACAGAGCUUUUGUGCCCUUGUCCAGCCAUGAGACAGGAUUUAUCCAGUAUUUAGAUUCAGGAAUAUGGCAUUUAGCCUUCUACAAUGAUGGCAAGGAGUCGGAAGUGGUUUCUUUUCUUACUACUGCUAUUG
Opisthocomus hoazin is the source of this 2182-nucleotide messenger RNA. The record is from RefSeq and is a predicted model, not a curated record. Lineage: Eukaryota; Metazoa; Chordata; Aves; Opisthocomiformes; Opisthocomidae.